AUGCUAAUACUGCAAAUUAAUCUCAACGGAUGCAAACUGGCGCAGGACCUCAUGCACCAAUGCGCAAUUGAACUCAGACCGGACGUCGUUAUAAUAUCCGAACCAAAUAGGCAACACCCGCACUGGUACAACGACACCAAGGGAGAUGCGUCGAUAUGGGUCAUUCUAUUCAACGGCGAACUCCCCGACGAGACUACGGUAGCCAGGAAGAGCGAGAUUGUGGGUGUCUGCGCCGGCGAUGUCUUCUACAUCAACGGGUACUGCUCUCGCAACAUCAACAAGCAGGAGUACGACAAGUACAUCGAUUCGCUGACAUCGGUGACCAAGGAAGGUGCGAGGAAACACGACAAGGUCGUCGUGGCCGGCGACUACAACGCAAAAUCGACCUGUUGGGGAGGAAAGACUACGGACAGAAGAGGGAGAGUCUCUUGA
This is a messenger RNA of Bombus pascuorum, 432 nucleotides long. RefSeq lists its product as uncharacterized. Bases 1 to 432 code for a protein of 143 amino acids. Lineage: Eukaryota; Metazoa; Arthropoda; Insecta; Hymenoptera; Apidae. The record is from RefSeq and is a predicted model, not a curated record. The transcript has a single exon. Gene Ontology annotation, molecular function: catalytic activity.